Cladocopium goreaui is the source of this 489-nucleotide messenger RNA. NCBI's taxonomy places the organism in Eukaryota, Dinophyceae, Suessiales, Symbiodiniaceae. The record is from the annotation of a GenBank genome assembly.
AUGCUCAUGGUGAUUUGGUCACUGAUAUGGGGUUUGGCAACAACAUUUUGGUGCUGCAGUGGAAAUUCGUUCGCCGUGCCGUCUAAUGUGGAACUUCGAGAACGAAUACUUGCAGAAAAAGUGGCACUUCGAGAUGAGCUUCGAUCCCAUACCUGGUUUGCAAGAUCAAGUAAUUUCAAUAGGUAUUUGAUGCUUGUGGAACUGAGUUUCUAUUUGGCUGACAUCAUACUGGACUUCCAGAUGUUCUGGUUGUACCAGGACAGGCAGCAUUAUUGGUUUGCAGCCGCACAGGGUUUUAUAAUUCUUCGAACCAUUGAUCUGGCUCUGAAGCAUCUGAAACGCAUUGUUUGUUCAUCCUGGCUUCUCUCUGAUGGCAUUCUUUCAGGACGAAUCUCCGAACAGAUGCUGUCUUGUCACUUCUGCAGAGCGAAAAAACUGGCGAAGCUGUCCUUUCAAUGUUUCUUCAAAUCUACGGCUUGUUUUACAUGA